UAACUUUUAUCCGUAUUAACUUAAAUCAAUCUCAAUCUAUUUUAGGUAGUCUAAAAUCUCUAUCAAGCAACGAAAGCCGAUUUCAGUCAAGAUGAGUUCAGAAGCUAUUGCUAAUCGUCUGUCAAUAACGUCAGGUUCAUCAAACAUAUCAUUUGAUGACAGCCAGUCGCAAAUGUCUCGCCAGUCAUUCCAAUCGCGUCAGUCAGAAUCACACGAUGAGGAUGAAGAACACGACGAAGAUGACGACGAUGAGAGUGAUGACUAUGAUGAGAUUCCACAAGAAACAUUAAUUAGAAUACAACUGGAAGCAUUCAUAAAACGAUUAAAUUUAUUCAAAUAUGAUACACUCUCAGAAGACGAAAGAAUAGUACAUUUACAACCUUUUGAAGCUUAUGAAAUGUUUCAAACAAUAGAAACUCUUGAUGAAGAAAUAAAUAACGUAAAAUUAGAGAACUUUGUGCUAGAAGAUUAUUUAAUUAAAAAUGAUGAAAAACUCUUAUUUGGCAUUGAAUCUAGACGAGAUUCUGCUGCGAAAGAAGCAAUGGGGCGGCGUUCAUUCAUGAGUGUUGGCGGCAAAAGCCUUGCCUUUAGUAAACAAUCUCUAACAAAGUCUAUAGGUGCACGUUCAGCUAAGCAAAGAGGAAAACAAAAAAGUCCUGAAGCACUCAACUAUCGUUGUAAGUUAGAAAUCACAGAAAAAUUAGAAAGUGACAUCGGACACGCAAUUAAUCUUGUAAAGUUGAAAGGUAUAACUGAAUUGAAAAAGCAUUUGUCUGUUAUGCAGGAGUUAGAACUUCAAGAGGUCGAUUUAAAUACAGUAACAACUAACUUUCGCUUACGUUUCAUUGAGGCCUUUAAAGAUCCAAGACAAUUGCUACGCUUAUCAGAAGAUCAUCUCAGACCGUUGUUUUUUAGGUUUACUAAACAUUAUAAAAUGUCUGCACAGCUAUUGACUUGUGAAACGCGCCUCAAGGUGUCGUGCCUAAAGGAAGACUAUGCAGCACUACGUGCGGAUCUUGUUGCAAAAGCAGAUUUAGCAAAUGUUAUUACUGCUAUACAUUUUGAACAAUUAUAUAUACAAGCUAGUACGUUUUCAAAAGCUAUCAAUGAAAAGUUGACACAAAUGCAGCUACUUAAGAUUGCUACGGGUGAUUUAAGUAUGACAUUUGCUUUGGAGACUACACGUCUACAAAGAUUGAUGGGAAAAGUCCGUCGUUUAAAUAAUAAGAUAAAGGAUGCAAUGACUAUUCUUCGUCGCUUGGAAAGAGAUAAACAAAAUAAUAUAAAUAGACGAGUUGGAGAAAUUGAUCGUUUACGCACUAUGAGAAAGCUAGUAAGAAGAUAUACAGCACCUACUGUGGAUGAUUAUAUGAUGACUAAACAAGAAUAUUUGGAUGAGGAACAGGACGCAUUGGCAAUGGCACGUGCAAAUGUGAUACUUGCAAUGAAACGUGACAAUGCAAUCAGGUUUUGUGAAGAAGUAGCAAAACGUAGAAGAAGAAAAAGGAGGGCCGAAUUGAGAGGAGAGAUUUAAUCCUAAACUUCUACAGUUCAGCACAAAUGAAUUAAGAACCGUAUAUUUUAUAUAAAUGAAAUAUAUUUUUAUUAUAAUCAGAAGUUUACUUUUCAGCUGUUGACAAUUUGUUGUUAUAAACUUAUUUUCCGUCCAUUAACUUGUUUUAUUAUU
Molecule: messenger RNA, 1687 nt
Organism: Teleopsis dalmanni
Lineage: Eukaryota; Metazoa; Arthropoda; Insecta; Diptera; Diopsidae
Exons: 2
Coding region: 92-1534 (480 amino acids)
Source: RefSeq, a predicted model, not a curated record